Messenger RNA from Populus trichocarpa (black cottonwood), 2870 nucleotides. RefSeq names its product NADH dehydrogenase [ubiquinone] iron-sulfur protein 3. Gene Ontology annotation, molecular function: NADH dehydrogenase (ubiquinone) activity. The transcript has a single exon. The record is from RefSeq and is a predicted model, not a curated record. The coding region runs from base 1301 to 1873 and encodes 190 amino acids. Lineage: Eukaryota; Viridiplantae; Streptophyta; Magnoliopsida; Malpighiales; Salicaceae.
UGUUACAAUAAUAAGUGCUAAACCUUUCUUCAGACUUAUAUAAUCUUAGGUUUCUCACCGAACGAGGUCCCCUUCCAGCUCUGAUUGACCACUUCCAGUAUAGGGCUUGUUUUCCUUCGCUACCAUUCCUGGCUAAGCGAGGCUUAACCGAAGGAGAAGACAUGGCUUCGCCACUUUUGACUCGUUAGGGAAGCUUUCUCCCCGGCAAGCAAGUCUCCCCUUGAAGGGUAAGACCUCUCAAUGAUAGCCCCUUCAACACAAGCUUAAUUCCCUUUCUAUGCCCAUGGAUGUGUACAGAAAAGAUGAGUUUUUGAACGAUAGCAGGUACCUUUAGCAGAAGUAGACCGGCACGAACCAAGCAAGAAGGAAUGAAGUCAGGGAAAACCCUUUCUUUUCACCAAGCAAGGAGCUAACUCGCAAAGUAGGUAUCCUCUGAAGUGGAAUAAGUAGGUGCUGCUCGAAGAGGAAAGAAAGAGAAGUUGUUAUGCCGAUUGUAGGACGAGAUCGAGAACGACGGAUCGAGACACCUAUCUAAAAGCGGGGAAUGGUUUCUUCCGGCCUCGUGCCAUCUCAUAGACAGGAACCAAGGGGCCAGAGAUAGCUAUCCAGCAAUGGACAGUCUCUUUCCGAAAUUAGCUUACUUCUAGUGAUUCUUACAUGGGGGCUACAUCCUUUUAUCAUUAUAAAAAUAAGAAAGUUCGAUCCAUUAGGUUCUUCGAUUUGUCUUAUACCUUUGGCACCCUUGGUUAAAAGGGGCAGAUAAAUAGUUUAGGCGAAAUAGAAUCAAGUCUCCUUACUAGGUGAAGCUACAACAGAUAAAUUAGAGGAAAUCCAUUCCAUUCAAAAGAAGGGGAGCAAGACGGGCACUUGGUUGCCACCUUAUUCGAUUUGCCUGGAAAGGCUUUUCCAUUUCUUUCCCAGCUGGAUAACCUGAAUAUGAGUUACCCAUAUGCCCACCUGUUCUUUAAGUGCCUUCCUCUCAUCUGCCUGUAACGAGAGCGUAAGCCGCAAUUGAAGUUCGUACUUAUUUAAUUUAGGACGAGAAAGACAUAUUACUAGCUUUUGACCUAGAAGCUGACAGAUGGAUUGGCCUUGCCUACUUCAAUGACAAUGCCUGGUAAACAUGUAGAAAAGACAGUUUAGAAGGCCUUUAGGGGCGUCAUCCAACUCGAAAUCUCGUAAGAGAAGAAAAAGACGCCCAAAAGUCCCAUGUCUUUCUUGGUUGGACCAAGCGAUUUCCGACAUCUUCAUUUUUAGAGCAAGAAGCGGAACUACAAGAAAGCUUUCUUUAUCUUUAUUUAUGGAUAACCAAUCUUUUUUCAAAUAUAGUUGGGAGACUCUCCCCAAGAAAUGGGUCAAAAAAAUGGAAAGAUCGGAACAUGGUAAUAGAUCUGAUACCAAUUCGGAUUACCUAUUUCAAUUGUUGUGCUUUCUUAAAUUUCAUACCUAUACAAGGGUUCAAGUUUUGAUCGAUAUUUGCGGAGUUGAUUAUCCCUCUCGAAAACGAAGAUUUGAAGUGGUCUAUAAUUUACUUAGUACUCGGUAUAACUCACGCAUUCGUGUACAAACCAGUGCAGACGAAGUAACACGAAUAUUUCCGGUAGUCAGUCUAUUUCCAUCAGCCGGCCGGUGGGAGCGAGAAGUUUGGGAUAUGUUUGGUGUUUCUUUCAUCAAUCAUCCGGAUCUACGCCGUAUAUUAACAGAUUAUGGUUUCGAGGGUCAUCCAUUACGAAAAGACCUUCCUCUGAGUGGAUAUGUGGAAGUACGCUAUGAUGAUCCAGAGAAACGUGUAGUUUUUGAACCCAUUGAGAUGACCCAAGAAUUUCGCUAUUUCGAUUUUGCUAGUCCUUGGGAACAGCGUAGCGACGGAUAAUUCAGAAUCUGAAUAGGUCCAGUCCAGUGUCGGACAAAUCAAUAGGAAAUGCUAUUUGCUUUGUAAGAAUUAACUUCACUUCAUUGAAAGAGUUUCACGGGAGUCUGAUAUCAUUGAUAAAUUGGAAGAAGUGUUAUCGAACGAUUUCCUGCAAUUAUUCCCAGUAUGGAAUGAGUAAAGAAUCAAGCUACAAGUCUCGAUCUAUACAAAAGGGUUUUUGUCUUUUUUUUUUUGUUUCAUUGAUAGCAGAAGAGCCUUACUCUAUAGGGGCGCUAGCGCUUUACUAAUAGAAUAUCAAGUAAAGGGGCCUGAAAAACGUAAGAUAAGAGGCUGCUACUCUAGGCUCGCUUCGCUUCUUCGACGCUCCGCCCCUUAGACUAAAGCGCUAACGCGCCUUAUAUUUUCUAGUAAAGCAACCUUUCGCACUAGGCGCUCACGUUUUUUGUCUGGGUGGAAGCUGGCGGUAUUUUCCAUUAAGUAAGCUUGCCGCAUACACAGAAUUGGGAUCUCUCUUGCAUGCAACUAUUUCUAGCGGGAAUGGGCGGAACCGAGCGGGCUGAUUAUUUCUAAAUUAAAUAACCCUUUUUUUUUCUCAUAUCUCAUAUAAGUAAGCGUUGGUUGGUAGGAGCGGCGGGAUGAUGAUGAGUAUAUAAACAAAAAAGACCAAAAAGAAGAAAUGGCAAGAGACAUUUUAUUUCGAUAGAGGAAAUAACCAUGUGGAAAACAGGGCAGGUAUUCUCUACAAUGACACCCGUAGACCAAUUGAAAGGGAUGUAGCGCAGCUUGGCCCUUGUUUUGGGUACAAAAUGUCACGGGUUCCAAUCCCGUCAUCCCUACCCUUCUCCUCUGGGCAGUAACGAGGAAUCCAUUAAGAUCAAUUCAAAUUGGACAUAAAAAAUCUUUUAUUUAAUGAGACUAUAUGCAUACAAAUUUUGGGUAAGUAAGAAAAUCAUCCUUUUUUCUGUACAGUCGUAUCUACUGUGAUGUGAUAAGAAAA